AAAUAAGAUAGUAGGAAAGAGGUAUGCUUUUUUAAGGUAAAUCUUUUGGGUUUUCUAGGUACAAGGUUAAAUAAUUAUCAGAUUUUUGAGCUUAAAGCACCUAAGGGUGUGGCCUAGUGAUCAAUGAAGUUGAUUGAGCACCAUGAGAUCCAGCAUAGACAAUAUCUGGUCUAACCUUGGUGGCCUGGUAUCUGUUGCCGGUUAGAGGUGACGUGUAUUUAUGGAAGUAGUCGAGGUGCAUGCAAGCUGGCUCGGCCACCACAGUUAUCAAAUAAAAAAGAUUUUUGGGCUUAAAUAGUUUUUUCUCCUGUUUAGAUUGGUGGUUGGAGAGGGGGGUGGGGGUGGGGAUGCGGAUACAGUAUAACCACACCUCAAAACCCUCUUCCAAGAGUCAACAACUGUGCCUUCCCAAUUUGCUCCCAACUUCUAGGUUAAAAGUGGAGUCCUCGUGCACCACUGGAACAACCUCACUUGUCAUUAACCGGGCUUAAAUAUUUGGAGUUAAAUGUCUUUUAAGUGUCAGGAAUUAAUGUCCGUUAUACACAAACCUCACACACGUGUCCUUGGGUAUCCAUUGUACAUAGACCUUAGCACGUGUCUUUGAGUGCAAGUGAGAUAUAAGAGAAAUAAAGUGUCUUGGGUGCUACUUAUCUUGAAUAAAUUAAUGAAUUUCUUGAUAUCUUGAAUAAAUUAAUGAAUUUCUUGAUUUACUUGCGGUGAUGUCGUUAUCAAGCAUCCGACAUCCUCUAUUUGUAAACCAUUAAUUACGGCUCAAACAUUGGUGGGAGUCAAUGUCAUGCUUGCGCACCGAGGAUGCUAUAUGUCUAUCUAUUUGGACCUGCUAAACGUGUGCUGAAUCACUAAAUCUGUAAGAAGAAAUCUGUCUUUUAUUUAGAGAAGUACAAGAAAGGGGCUGGGGGAAGAAAAAGAGCUCCCAUCGUUUCAUGGUACACCUUUGUUAAAUUAUCAGAUGCUCCAAGCCAUGCUUCCCACACUACUUCCUCGGGCUUUCGAUACGCAGCCAAUCCAGGAGGAGUUGAAUCAUGGACCAGGCCUUUAUGCUGUACCUGUUGCUCCUUUUAUGGGACAAUAUACAGGGUUUCCGCCAAACACACUAAUCCCAUUUACCUAUGCUGUACCCACUGGACCUAGUAUUCCAGAAAAUGGAGCGGUUGGUGAGGAGCAAGGUCAGAUGGGACAGCAGCAACAACAGCUUGGACCCCAACGACAAAUAGUUGUCAGAAGAUUUCAAAUUGCAUUUCAGCUAGAUCUCUUGCUAAUUUUGAAGUUGGCUGCAGUGAUUUUUUUGUUCAAUCAAAAUGGAUCAAGACAAAGGCUUAUUCUGCUGGUGUUUUUAGCUUCACUUGUCUAUUUAUAUCAAACUGGAGCUCUUGCACCUUUGAUACGGUGGCUUUCACAAGGAAUGCAGAGGGCAGCUGCACCUCCCCAACCACCUAGGGCUGCUAUCAGGGCAGAUAAUGCACCAGGUGCUGGAAGGCAAGGAAAUGACAAUGUUGCAGCCGGAGAGGGACAACCUGGAGGUGAGAAUGAGAAUCAACAAGGUAACGACAUAAAUAGGGUAGGCGAGAAUGAGCCUGCACUGGAACCUGGAGCUGCCGAUGGUGGCAACCGCUGGUGGGGUAUUGCAAAGGAGAUCCAAAUGAUUGUCUUUGGCUUCAUCACUUCCCUACUUCCAGGUUUUCACAACAUUGAUUAGACUGUACAGGGCAAGUAGCAGCUGCAGAUAGCAGAGGGAUAAACUUUCCUUGUUUACAAAAUUUACAGCGGCCAAAACUCUCUAUCAUGUGUUUUGAGAGGUCAUCAAAUGUAUUGCAAAUAGAUAUCGUUCUCUUCUUUUUGGCCAGAUAUCUAAAUGUUGCUCUUAAUUUGAUUAGCGAGGUUGUGUUUAAUUAAUAAAAAUGGUUGCUUAAUCCUCUA
Molecule: messenger RNA, 1938 nt
Organism: Capsicum annuum
Lineage: Eukaryota; Viridiplantae; Streptophyta; Magnoliopsida; Solanales; Solanaceae
Exons: 5
Coding region: 971-1717 (248 amino acids)
Source: RefSeq, a predicted model, not a curated record